This is a messenger RNA of Phycodurus eques (leafy seadragon), 2464 nucleotides long. RefSeq names its product 5-phosphohydroxy-L-lysine phospho-lyase (gene phykpl). The coding region runs from base 210 to 1556 and encodes 448 amino acids. The transcript has 13 exons. Lineage: Eukaryota; Metazoa; Chordata; Actinopteri; Syngnathiformes; Syngnathidae. Gene Ontology annotation, cellular component: mitochondrion. Gene Ontology annotation, molecular function: transaminase activity; pyridoxal phosphate binding. The record is from RefSeq and is a predicted model, not a curated record.
GGUGUGUGUGACGAAAAUGUUGCUACGUUUCCUGUUUCUGCGUAGAUAUCAACGUUAGUAACGCAAGCUGAUUAGUUGACUUCGUGUGUCUACGACAGUCGACUACUGACUGACGCAUGCGCAGUUGGUCUCAAGACUUGGGGACCUCAGAACCUUUAGCAAUUUCUUGACAGCGUUUCGAUUGUUUCGUGUAGCACUGACAAGAAGAUAUGGCUUCAAAGCUACUCACAAAAGAGGAAACCCUGACAAUGAGGAGACGAUUGAUCGGGCAAUCGUGCAGACUUUUUUAUUCAGACGAUCCUGUCAAAAUUGUAAGAGCAAAGGGGCAAUAUCUUUUUGAUGAGAACGAUAAGCGCUACCUGGACUGCAUCGGCAAUGUUCAUCAUGUGGGUCAUUGCCACCCUAGUGUUACAAAGGCUGCAGCAGAACAAAUGGACCUUCUGAACACCAACACCAGAUUCCUGCACGACAGUUUGGUCAUAUAUGCAGACCGCCUGGCUGCCACCUUGCCCGAGAGACUGUCUGUCUUCUACUUUGUCAAUUCUGGCUCCGAGGCCAAUGAUCUUGCACUACGCUUGGCCCAGCAGUACACUCAACACGAAGAUGUCAUUGUGCUCGACCAUGCAUACCACGGUCAUUUAGUGUCCCUCAUCGACAUCAGUCCAUACAAGUUCCGGAAAUUGACAGGACAAAAAGAAUGGGUUCAUGUGGCCCCCUUACCAGAUACCUACAGAGGUAUGUACAAAGAGGAUGAGCCGAAUCCAGGCCAAGCUUAUGCAAAUACAGUCAAGAACCUAAUAGAGGAGGUGCACAAGAAGGGCCGCAAGAUAUCUGCCUUCUUUGCCGAAUCAAUGCAAAGUGUGGCAGGACAAAUCAUUUUGCCCCAAGGAUACUCAUCUAAAGUUGCAGAGUAUGUUCACUCAGCAGGAGGGGUGUUUGUGUCAGACGAGGUCCAGACCGGCUUUGGACGUGUGGGAAGUCAUUUUUGGGCGUUUCAGCUGCAAGGAGCAGAUUUUUGUCCUGACAUAGUAACCAUGGGGAAGCCGAUGGGCAACGGGUAUCCCAUUGCAUGCGUGGCAACUACAGUGGAGAUAGCUAGCGCUUUCACCACCAAUAAAGUGGAGUACUUCAAUACGUUUGGAGGGAACCCAGUGUCUUGUGCAAUUGGCCUGGCCGUCCUUGAUGUGAUAGAGAAAGAGGAUCUGAGAGGAAACGCCAAAAGGGUCGGGGCACAUCUGAAAGAUUUGUUCAUAAAGCUGAAAAGUCGACAUAAAAUUAUUGGAGAUGUUAGAGGUGUGGGACUUUUUAUGGGUGUUGAGCUGGUAGAAGACAGAGAACUGAGGACACCUGCCACCAAAGCAGCAGCACAGGUGGUGAAAAGGCUCAAAGUAGAAGAUCGGAUCUGUGUCAGUACAGAUGGCCCAUGGGAAAGUGUCUUGAAGUUUAAACCGCCCAUGUGCUUCAAUAUAGAGGAUGCUGAGCUGGUGGUGCGGUGCAUUGAUCGCAUCCUCGCAGACAUGGAAGCCAAUCUGAAACUGGAAAAGGAAGACAUCUAGGGAAUACGCACCAUUUCUGCAAGACUGCAAUGAGCAGAUUCAAUCCAUUUUGAGUAAAUACCUACAGUUCUACAAUUACAGUACUUUUUUAACUGAAUUCAAUUGAAGUAAACAGACAUCUGUCCUUUUUAAUACUCAGCAAUGUAUUAUAAUUUGCCCAAAUCACUUUCAAUACACAACGUGUUGAAGAUUAGCACUUACCAGACCACACUCACACUAAUGUUCAAGUAUCGCAGUUCCACAUCUAGUGGGUUGAAUAUUAACACUGCAGGUGGCGAAGCCCUCUCCCACAGCUUCCCAAUGAGGCAUCCGUCGCGAUGUUCACAUUACUCCGGAUAUAUUGAGCAAGCCACUUAACAGUACAAUACAUUUAACAUUAACUUUACAAAUAAUAACAAAUAGAUCCAUUUGUAAUAUAAACCAAAAGUUUAUUUCUACCAAUUUGCCCAAGACACUAGAGGAAUGAGUAUCCAGUGAGAGAGAGGGGGUACCCUCAUACAUUUAACAGGCUUGCAUUGAGUUGUAUUACACUAGUAAAGCCACUUAAAAUUGCAGACACGAUCGGGGGAAGAAUCUCCAUAAAAGCAAAAAAAAAAACAAAUAAUAAUAAAAUAAAAACAAGAACAGAAAAAAAACAAUAUGCUGGUUGUCUUAAUCUACUAGGCCAUCUGCAAACAUUCAUAUGACACGCUUACAAUGAACCCUUUGAUUUGUUUAAAUCCCUUAAAUUUUGCCUCACCCCACACCCGAAGCCAUGCAACUUGCAUCCAACAGUCAGCAUGGGAGAACAUGACUAAAGAUCUAGGAACACUGAAAGAAAAAAGCUAAAUUGUUUUAUUUGUGAGCUUUAAAAGCUCUUGCUCCUGUUUGUAAAUCCAGUAGACAUGUAAAAAUACAACCAUACAAUA